AUGGCGGAAACUCAUUCAAGAACCGCGCCGUUCUACCAGAUUCCCAACAGACCAAUUGUCUGUGUUGAGCAUCCGGCCAUUAUCAAAAAUAUUGACAAAGCUAUUGAUACGCUUCAAGGAAGGACGGGCAUUAAAAAGAUUCUCGAUCCACCCAAGCCAGACACUCCUGCUAGUCUUGUGCUCCGACCAGAGGACGUCAUGGCAAGACCACUGCAGUCUAUAAGCACGGCGUCCAACAACAUUCUUCUCCGAGUGACAGUUCCUAAGCGGACGGGUCGCAAGCGCAAGAGGGGAUCGAAUGAGCCAUUCAAAGACGAUCCAGACUUGGUGAGGCAGGAAGACGGGCCCCCACGGCCUACUGCCCGAGAUUUCCUACGGAGUCUGCGCGAUAAUGUGGGGAUGCCUGACUUCGUCUUCUCAACAACCAACAGCCCCUUUGUUUCCCGAUUCCGCGAGAAGAUCCUCCCUUUCAACUUCAAACAGAUGAAGGAAUUCGACCUCGACAUGAGUAAAGGCGCCAUCUCAAAUGUCGACAUUCUUCCCCCACCCUCCUUCAGCCACGGCGAUAUUCCCUUCCACUACUUCUACCGCCAAAACCCAACAGUGCGGCAAACCCUUGACAAAGCUGGCAACCUCACAACCGUCAACACGCAGCAAUCCGCCAAAGUCCUUACUCAUCUUGUACCCUACGACAUUGAAGUAGUCCCAGCAGCGCCGCGCGCAGACUUACCGGCUAUCGAUACCCUCGACCCCGUUCUUCGCGAAACAAUUAACAUCGUAUUAUCUCUCUUUGCAACUCGCCCCGCCUGGUCGCGCCGUGCACUCCGUAACAAUUUAACAUCUCUCGAACAGCGCUAUGCCCUUCGCCAUGCAGUGCCCUAUGCCGGAUACAUCUUCCGCUCGGGUCCCUGGCGUGACGCAAUCAUCGCGUUCGGACACGAUCCCCGCAAAGACCCAUCCUCUAGGAUCUACCAAACAACUAUGUUCCGCAUUCUGCCAGGAACCUCAGAGACAGCUCGAGACCGCGACCCCCGGGACCGUGACUCUUCAGGUGGCCGCAGACACACCCUCCUUCCUCGCCCCAAUGAAAUGACAAUAAACCCGGAAGUCGCAACGUCAAAGACAUCCCACCUCUUCACAGGACAGCCCCCCCUUCCUCUUGACGGCCGGAUGUGGAUGUUCUGCGACAUCACGGACCCCCUCCUUCAAGGCAUCCUCAAUCCACCAAAUGAUUCGGGAACCGACCAACCUCCACCUGGGUUCCUAAGAGAUGAAUGUGACAUAGCGACAGAUGGGUGGUAUGGGAACGGCACGAUGGCGAAAAUGAAAACCAUCAUGCGGCAUAAGAUCCUGGCAAUGUAUGAAGGUCGCACUCCCGCUAAGGACGAAGAGUACGCGCCCAUUCUGAGCUUUCCCGACCAUGCGAGCCCAGAAACGGGUCUUAGGGGUUUUUGGCUUGAUCCCGAGUUUGCGACGUCGAUGGCGACAGCGUUGGCCACUGAGGUGAGAAGUAUGAUUAAGGCGGCGCCCGCGUGGAGGGAAAUGGCCACGGCGAGGACGCUAGCAAAGAAAGGGGACAGUGCAAAAGUACAGGGAGCCAAGGGGGCUGACGAAGAAGAGGAAGACGAAGAGGGAAUUGAGGGGGAAGGAGAGGCCGCGGAUGAGAGUGAAGGCGAGGAAGAGGCGAUUGAGCAGGCGGAGAUAAUGGAGGCGGCGGCCGAGGCUGUGCAUGCGGCUGCAAAGAGGGAUGAAGAGGAUGAGAUUGAAAACGACAUUGACGAGGUGGACGAGGAGAAUGAAAUGGAUUGA
Messenger RNA from Aspergillus nidulans FGSC A4, 1809 nucleotides. RefSeq names its product transcription factor TFIIIC subunit TFC1. The coding region runs from base 1 to 1809 and encodes 602 amino acids. Gene Ontology annotation, biological process: transcription initiation at RNA polymerase III promoter. NCBI's taxonomy places the organism in Eukaryota, Fungi, Ascomycota, Eurotiomycetes, Eurotiales, Aspergillaceae. Gene Ontology annotation, cellular component: nucleus; transcription factor TFIIIC complex. The transcript is spliced from 3 exons. The record is from RefSeq and is a predicted model, not a curated record.